AUGACAAUUCUUUUAGGUAUUAUCAUUUGUUUAAUUCUAUAUAUUUGUAUUCUUAUUCUCUAUAGUCAAGGAAUGGGAAGUAAUUGGUACACACCAAAUAUGACAGGGAAAGUUGUAUGUAUUACUGGAGGUAGUAGUGGAAUAGGUUUAGAGAUAGUAAAAUAUUUAAAACAAUUAAAUGCAACUAUUAUAGUUCUUGGAAGAACUGACUGUUUAAUUUCAGGAGUAAAGAAUAUUUAUUUAGACCUUAGUGAUUUAAAUAAAGUAAAAGAAACUGUCAAAGAAAUUCAUUCUGUUAUAGACCAUAUUGAUAUUCUUAUUAAUAAUGCUGGAUGUGUUGCUAUUCCAUCAAAUAUUAAAACAGCACAAGGAUAUGAUAUUACAGUUGGAGUUAAUCAUAUUGGACACGCAUUAUUAACUUUAGGAAUAUUAGACCUUAUUAAAAAAAGUCAAUCUCCUAGAAUUAUUGUUAUGUCUUCUUUAUCGGCAGCUGAUUGGCAUCAAAAAGAAAUUCCAUUUAAUUGGAAAGAUGAAGAAUGGGAUCCAGAAAUACAAUACCCAGCAAGUAAAUUAGCUAAUUCAUUAUUUGCAAUUAAACUUGCUCAAUUAAAUCCUGAUAUUAAAUGUGUUCAUGUUCAUCCAGGUUUAGUUUGGAGUAAGUUUUGGAGAUAUAUGACACCAAUAAUGAAAUUCAUUUACACAAUCAUCCUCUUUUUAUUCUCAAAAACUCCAUUACAAGGAGCUCAAACUGCAAUUUAUUGUGCAUUAGCACCAAAUAUUGAAAGUGGAAAAUAUUAUGCAGAUUGUAUUCCUUGUGAAGUAAAUCCACUAUGUAAUGAUCAAACUGUUAUUGACUCACUAUGGGAGAAGACAAAGAACGUGAUAGAUAAUAAAUAA
Messenger RNA from Entamoeba histolytica HM-1:IMSS, 897 nucleotides. RefSeq lists its product as uncharacterized. The transcript has a single exon. Bases 1 to 897 code for a protein of 298 amino acids. Lineage: Eukaryota; Evosea; Mastigamoebida; Endamoebidae. The record is from RefSeq and is a predicted model, not a curated record.